This is a messenger RNA of Notothenia coriiceps (black rockcod), 1877 nucleotides long. Its product is annotated as sialin. Gene Ontology annotation, cellular component: apical plasma membrane. Gene Ontology annotation, molecular function: transmembrane transporter activity. Bases 155 to 835 code for a protein of 226 amino acids. The record is from RefSeq and is a predicted model, not a curated record. Gene Ontology annotation, biological process: transmembrane transport; monoatomic anion transport. Lineage: Eukaryota; Metazoa; Chordata; Actinopteri; Perciformes; Nototheniidae. The transcript has 6 exons.
UCUCUUUCCCUCAGGUGGUGCUGGUUGCCUCUGGACAGUUGUCUGGUUCAUCUUCGUAUCUGAUGACCCUCGCACCCACCGUCGAAUCAGCAAGGAGGAGAGAGAUUACAUCAUAAAAUCCAUUGGAUCUCAGGGUACAGGUCAUGGCUGGUCCAUGCCCCUGCUGUCCAUGUCCAUGUCGGUCCCUCUGUGGGCCAUCAUCAUCACCCAGAUGUGUUCCAACUGGUCCUACUACACCCUGCUCACCUCCCUGCCCACCUACAUGGACAACGUCAUGCACUUUGACCUCAAAUCGAAUGGUUUCCUGUCCGCUCUGCCGUACCUCGGGGGCUGGCUGAUGUCGAUGCUGUCGGGCGUGGUGGCAGACAGCCUCAUCGAGAGGGAGGUGUUCAGCGUCACCGUCGUACGCAAGCUCUUCACACUAUUAGGUCUGAUACUCCCGGCAGCUUUCCUCGUGGCUGUGAGUUUCUCCGGCUGCAACCAUAUCCUCGCCGUCACCUUCCUCACGCUUUCCACCACCCUUGGAGGCUUCACCGCCUCCGGGGUCUACAUCAACCAGAUAGACAUCGCUCCACGGUAUGCAGGAUUCCUUAUGGGAAUCAGCAACACUUUCGGGACCAUUCCUGGAGUCCUGGCCCCCAUUGUUACAGGAUACUUCACUGAGGGUCACACCAUGGCGGGCUGGAUGAAGGUGUUCUGGGUGGCAGCGGGGAUCAACAUGGGGGGGGCUCUCGUCUACACCAUAUUUGGCAGCGGGAAGAUCCAGCCGUGGGCCAAUACUGAGGACGAGAGAGCAGAGAUCGAGAAAGAAAGGAGCAGGUUUAUCUCUACAUAAAACAUAAACACUCAGACCAAUACAAACAACAACACAAACAAAAGGGGCGCACGCAGUACAGCUUUGAAAGACUGUUGGGUACAUUUUAACCCAGAAAAACAGAUAUAGAGUUCUACUCUCUCAAUGUAUACAAAAUAUAGGAAUGCAAUACUCACUUCACAACUAUGAAGAAUGGAAUCUUUACUGACAACAUUUAAUGGUUGACCAGGAUAGUUUCAUGAAGAACUUUUAUCAAUACUAUUUUAGAACAUGUAUUCUCAGGUGAGCAUUUGAACUCUUUUGUACUAUAAACCCAGCAAAGACUAUAAUUAUUGUAAAGCAGUUUUAUACAUAAAAAUCUAACUUUACGCACAUUUAAGUAUGAUUUGCUGGAUAUUCACUACCUUUACUAAUACAUUAGGAAUCAGGGAUACUUGUUCACUUGUCCUGUAUACUGUUGGAAAAACUCACAUGAGCCUUUAUAUUACAUGAACUGUACAGCACCUCAGAUGAGACCAAAACAAAUGUGGGUGAUCUUGCUGUGGGAUUUUAUAAGAUUUCUUUAGCUGUAAAUGAAAUGGGACCAUUUGUUUUAUGAAGCAACCAGACAUAUGACGAAAAAGGAUGAAGUGCUUUUAAACCCUGUAAUUUCAGCUGCUUUGUUCACAGCUGUGUCUGUUUUCAAACGGACCAAAAUAAUCACUUUCCACACAGAAUAAUACACCAAAAGCCUUUUACUUGACGUAAAUGAUCUUUCUAGAGGUUUUUUAUAAUCCAAUCCAGAUUCCAGAAAGUGCCAAGAACUUUGACUUGCCAAUAGAAUUAUUUUUCAUAGAAGAAUAUGUGGAUUUGACGUGUUUUUAAUCUGUCAUCCUUUCUUUGACCCGUGCCGUUUGUUAAAAGUGCACUCUGAUUGUAAAAAUAUGAUUUAAACAGAUGCAAUAAUUUAUUUAACUUCUCUGUGUUGAAAAUGUGUGAGAUGUACAAAUAUGUUUACUUAAUAUUUUAUUGGGUAAAUGAUCAAGUUUGUUUACAGAGCAAAACUAAAAUCUGUGAAAUCUGA